UAAGCCAAACUGUUGUAAGCCGACGAGGAAGCAGAGUCACAGAGCACUCAGGACUGUGUGUUUGUGUGUCUAACCUUUGAUCAGGUCAGAACAAACAUGGUGUCUGUCACAGAAACAAAGCGGCUGUUCUUUCUACAGCUCCUCAUCGCUUCGCUCCCAGCAUGCACUGGGGUUCCUGGAGCAGCUGUGUUCGUAAACAGACCUGAGGCCAGCAUCUUCUUGCAUCGUAGCCGUCGGGCGAAUUUUCUGUUUGAGGAAUUUAAGCAGGGAAACCUGGAGCGAGAGUGCUUGGAGGAGAAAUGCUCCUAUGAGGAAGCUAAAGAGAUCUUCUCUCUUCCCCAGCAGCUGGAGACCUUCUGGAGGAAGUACACAGCGGUGGAUCAGUGCCUAUCUUCUCCCUGUAAGAACGGAGCCACGUGCACUCGUCACCUCUCUACCUAUGUCUGCAAGUGUCCAGCCGGCUUCCACGGGUCCAACUGUGACAAAAUUCGUUUGACCUUCAACGGCUGCCGCUACAGGAACGGGGGAUGUGAACACUUCUGCAGAGAGCUUCCAGACCGUUCCUACAUGUGUUUCUGUGCUCCAGGGUACAGCCUGGAUCAGGACAACAGCACCUGCGUGCCUCAAGUUGAUGUUCCCUGUGGACGGCCAAUGGUCCACGUGGUUCCCAGGGUUGUUAAUGGGAAAGUCUGCCCGAAAGGACACUGUCCAUGGCAGGCCCUGCUGACAGAAAACAAUGUCUACAGCUGUGGAGCCAUCGUCCUAUCAGACCAGUGGAUUCUAACUGCAGCUCACUGUGUUUGGAGGAAACCUCUGGCUAUUUUCCACAUCACUGUUGGUGAACAUGAUCGAAAGAAGGAUGACAUGACUGAGCAGAGGCGGCGGGUGACCGAUGUUGUGAUUCAUCCAGAUUACAACCACUCUAGUUAUGACAGCGACCUGGCCAUGCUGAAGCUCUAUCACCCAGUGAAGCUUGGACGCCACGUCGUCCCGAUUUGCCUUCCUGCACGAAACAGCACAUUUGGACGCACUCUAGCAACCAUCCGCUACACCACCGUGUCUGGCUGGGGACGGCUGGCACAGAUGGGGUCCCAAGCCAAUGUCCUCCAGCGGCUGGAGCUGCCCAGGGUUCCUCUGCAGGAAUGCCGCCUCCACACCAAGCUCAACAUCACCAGAAACAUGCUCUGCGCCGGGCUGAAGAGCGGCGGGCGAGACUCCUGUGAGGGCGACAGCGGAGGCCCCCUGGUCACACGCUACCAGAAAACCUGGUUCCUGAUAGGGGUGGUGAGCUGGGGGAAGGGGUGCGCCAACGAGAACAUGUACGGUGUCUAUGCCAAGGUCAGCAACUUCCUGGACUGGAUCGACAAAAUCAUGUCCACUGGUUAAAAUAAUCUCACGCACCAAUAACAGUUAUUAAUCAUUUGAUUAUAAUUACAUUUACAUAUGAACAAUAAAACAUUCAAUCCUAUCACCUGUUCAAUCAUUUGUCUAAACGUAAAGAAAUCAAAUCCAGCGAAAAGAGAAAAAGUGCAAAUAAACAAAAACAAAACAAAGAAAAG
This is a messenger RNA of Betta splendens (Siamese fighting fish), 1559 nucleotides long. RefSeq names its product coagulation factor VII-like. Bases 97 to 1386 code for a protein of 429 amino acids. The transcript is spliced from 8 exons. Gene Ontology annotation, cellular component: extracellular region. NCBI's taxonomy places the organism in Eukaryota, Metazoa, Chordata, Actinopteri, Anabantiformes, Osphronemidae. The record is from RefSeq and is a predicted model, not a curated record. Gene Ontology annotation, molecular function: calcium ion binding; serine-type endopeptidase activity. Gene Ontology annotation, biological process: proteolysis; blood coagulation.